Molecule: messenger RNA, 991 nt
Organism: Myxozyma melibiosi
Lineage: Eukaryota; Fungi; Ascomycota; Lipomycetes; Lipomycetales; Lipomycetaceae
Product: eukaryotic translation initiation factor 5A
Exons: 5
Coding region: 172-645 (157 amino acids)
Biological process (GO): positive regulation of translational termination; positive regulation of translational elongation; translational elongation
Molecular function (GO): ribosome binding; RNA binding; translation elongation factor activity
Source: RefSeq, a predicted model, not a curated record
UAAAAUAGAGUUUGUGUCCUGGUUGUUUUUUUUUCUCUGUCGUUGCGCUUCUUUUUUUCUUCUCUUUUUCAAUCUCUCGACUUCUCCACCUCAACGCCUCGUCUUGACCAUCGCUCGACUUUCCAUCCCACUUCUUAGUUUCGAUUCUUUGAUCUAUUAGAAUACUUCAACAUGUCUGAGGAAGCCAACCAAACCUUCGAGUCCGUCUCUGCCGGUGCCUCGCUCACCUACCCCAUGCAGUGCUCUGCUCUCCGCAAGAACGGACACGUCGUCAUCAAGGGACGUCCCUGCAAGAUCGUUGACAUGUCGACCUCCAAGACCGGAAAGCACGGUCACGCCAAGGUCCACAUGGUCGCCAUCGACAUCUUCACCUCCAAGAAGCUCGAGGAUCUCUCUCCCUCCACCCACAACAUGGAGGUCCCCAACGUCACCCGUACCGAAUACCAGCUCAUCAACAUCGAUGACGGUUUUCUCUCCCUCAUGACCCCUGACGGAGCCACCAAGGACGACGUCAAGCUCCCCGACUCCGACAUCGGCCAGAAGCUCGAGACCGAGUGGGAGGAUGGAAAGGACCUCAUCGUCACCAUCAUCUCCGCCAUGGGCGAGGAGGCCUGCAUUGGCUACAAGGAGGCCCCCAAGUCCUAAAUGUUCAAUAAUUAACCUUCUUUACCUCCCCUUCUCUUCUCUUUUUGUGAGCUCUCUAGUCUAUGCUACUCCUUAGUCUUUGAUUUUGUGAGCUUCAAAAUUAUGCAAGCUGGCUGGGUUGGCACGGGCAGACUGUCUCUAUAUCUUAUGUAGUUUUGCUGUCACCUUUUAUUUUUUUGUCGUAUUAUGUCUGGUUAGGAAUAAAAAUUCAUGCUCUGUUCUUAUUAUAUAUUAUCUUCUUCUAUAGCCAUUUAUUUCUUUUGGUUGUAUCCAAUAGUUUAAUCGAUUUGAGUAACUACUUAUACUGUUUGAGAAUUCUUAAUCGAAUACCAUCUAUAUCCCUUGA